AGGCUCCCCCUUUCAGCCGUGAAUAGGAAAUGUCAUUCUGAGGGUAUAGCAGAGGAGUGUCUGCUGGCUUUGCUUCACCCGGUGUUUUUUCAGUCAUUUUCCGGAUUGUGAUGUGGUCGGCGGGCCGUUGGAAUACCGCAAGACUUACACGGAGAAGAAACGUGUCGGAGAAUAAAGGAAAAAGCGGGGGCACUGUGGUAUUGGGACAUUGGAAUCUAAAGGACGAGCCGCGUGCCCGCGCAUUUUAAACCUUCCUCCUCAGCCCAGACCCGCCAACCGUCACCGAACGUACCCAUAGCCCCCUCUCCCGCCCCAUCACACACACCCCCCACCCCGGGAGGAGGAGCGGCCAGCGGGGGGGAAAUCCAACAUGGCGGAGCAUGCAGCCCUGGAUCAUAAGCACAAAGCGACAUCCUCCAACUCCGGGGCCUCCUCCCUCGCCCUAAGCACCGGUCGUUCGGGCUCCGGUUCCUCGUCUAACAGCAACACCAGUGUGCACUCCCCCGGAGCAGGGGCUGCAGGUCAUGGAGGGCUAUCGGGGGGUUUGUCGCAGCCUGCCGGCUGGCAGUCCCUGCUCUCCUUUACUAUCCUGUUCCUGGCCUGGCUGGCCGGCUUCAGCUCCAGGCUGUUCGCCGUCAUUCGCUUCGAGAGCAUCAUCCACGAGUUCGAUCCCUGGUUCAACUACAGAUCAACACAUCACCUAGCAUCCCACGGGUUUUAUGAAUUUUUGAAUUGGUUUGAUGAACGAGCAUGGUAUCCACUAGGAAGGAUAGUAGGUGGAACGGUUUACCCUGGGUUGAUGGUGACCGCUGGCCUUUUCCAUUGGAUUUUAAAUAUGCUGAACAUGACGGUUCAUAUAAGAGAUGUCUGCGUGUUCCUGGCACCCGUUUUCAGCGGCCUUACAUCGAUUUCCACUUUCCUGCUUACCCGAGAACUGUGGAACCAGGGAGCGGGACUUCUAGCUGCCUGCUUCAUUGCUAUAGUGCCAGGCUACAUAUCCCGAUCAGUAGCUGGAUCUUUUGACAAUGAAGGCAUUGCUAUUUUUGCACUUCAGUUUACAUAUUAUUUGUGGGUGAAAUCUGUAAAAACAGGCUCCGUCUUUUGGACAAUAUGCUGCUGUCUGUCUUAUUUUUACAUGGUGUCUGCCUGGGGUGGCUACGUCUUCAUCAUCAAUCUUAUCCCACUUCAUGUUUUUGUACUGCUAUUGAUGCAACGUUAUAGCAAGAGAGUCUACAUAGCUUACAGCACUUUCUACAUUGUGGGUUUAAUUUUGUCGAUGCAAAUUCCAUUUGUGGGCUUUCAACCAAUCCGGACAAGCGAACACAUGGCAGCCGCAGGAGUAUUUGCUCUUCUGCAAGCCUAUGCUUUACUGCAGUACCUAAGAGACAAGCUGACCAAGCAGGAAUUCCAGACGCUCUUCUUUCUGGGGGUGUCUUUGGCGGCCGGAGUUGUGUUCCUAACAGUUAUCUACCUGACAUACACAGGAUACAUUGCUCCGUGGAGUGGGAGGUUUUAUUCCCUUUGGGACACAGGGUAUGCAAAGAUUCACAUCCCCAUUAUCGCUUCCGUGUCUGAGCAUCAACCAACCACAUGGGUUUCCUUCUUUUUUGACCUGCACAUAUUGGUGUGUACGUUUCCCGCAGGGCUCUGGUUCUGUAUUAAAAAUAUCAACGAUGAGCGAGUAUUUGUUGCCCUGUACGCAAUUAGCGCGGUGUACUUUGCCGGUGUCAUGGUGCGGUUGAUGCUGACCUUGACGCCUGUGGUUUGCAUGCUGUCGGCCAUUGCCUUCUCUAACGUGUUCGAGCAUUACCUUGGGGACGAUAUGAAAAGAGAAAAUCCCCCUGUAGAAGACAGCAGCGAUGAAGAUGACAAAAGGAAUUCUGGAAAUCUCUACGAUAAGGCUGGAAAAGUGAGGAAGCAUGUGUCUGAGCAGGAGAAGACCGAGGAGGGUCUUGGUCCUAACAUUAAGAGCAUAGUCACCAUGUUAAUGCUGAUGCUUCUGAUGAUGUUUGCCGUACACUGCACGUGGGUAACUAGCAAUGCCUACUCCAGUCCCAGCGUGGUAUUGGCGUCAUACAAUCAUGAUGGAACACGAAACAUCUUGGAUGACUUUAGAGAAGCGUACUAUUGGCUACGACAGAAUACUGAUGAACAUGCACGUGUAAUGUCCUGGUGGGAUUAUGGCUAUCAAAUAGCAGGAAUGGCUAAUCGAACCACUUUAGUAGACAACAAUACGUGGAAUAAUAGCCAUAUAGCAUUGGUCGGAAAAGCAAUGUCUUCAAACGAAACGGCUGCUUAUGAAAUCAUGCGAAGCUUAGAUGUUGAUUAUGUGCUGAUCAUCUUUGGUGGUGUAAUUGGCUAUUCUGGUGAUGACAUAAACAAAUUUCUUUGGAUGGUGAGGAUUGCAGAAGGCGAGCAUCCAAAAGAUAUCCGGGAAAGUGAUUACUUCACACCACAAGGAGAAUUCAGAGUAGACAAAGCUGGAUCGCCAACUUUGCUUAAUUGCCUCAUGUACAAAAUGUCCUAUUACCGAUUUGGUGAAAUGCAGCUAGACUUUCGAACCCCGCCAGGGUUUGAUCGUACGCGUAAUGCAGAGAUUGGCAAUAAAGACAUCAAAUUCAAGCAUCUAGAGGAGGCGUUUACAUCGGAGCACUGGCUUGUUAGAAUAUACAAAGUAAAACAGCUGGAAAACAGAGAGGCACUUGAUCACAAACCUAGAGUGACCAACAUUGUCCCUAAGCAGAAGUACUUAUCCAAGAAGACAUCCAAGAGGAAGCGUGGUUACAUCAGAAAUAAGCUAACUCUGAAGAAAGGCAAGAAACCCAGCAAGAAGACGGUUUAAACAAACUGAUCUCACAGGAGGAAAUUGCCCUUGAGAUAACCAGUCUUUGCCUUUAGGAGAACUCAUGUUUCACAGCAACAUGAGGGUACAGAACCAUCUUUGGUCCAGAUUAUUGUACAAAAAUUUCAGGCAAUGUCUGAUUAUGAGAUAUAUAUAUAUUGGCUUAUUAAGAACAGCUGUUUUAGAUUUGUAAUGUGAAGCCAGAGCUGCUGUCCAAGAAUAAACAGCAGACGUUUUGUUUUUUGGUAACUUUUGUUUUUUUCUUUCUCUACUUUGAAUCUGACAAUUUGGACUGAUUGCACCAAAGAGCCCUCUAAUUUGUCAACUGGCACAUGCAUACUUGUCAAUUUUUUUUAUAUAUAUUUAUCAACUUAAAUAUAUUUUCUUCACGAUGCCCAUGCAUUGAAUGGACAUUGGAGCAUCAUAUAGAAAACCAUAUGAAAUGUAAAAAAAAAAAAAAUAGGAUAAAAAGCAUGCAUUUCAGAAUCAAUAAAGAUUUGUUCUGUUGAGCUGGGUUUUUUUUUUAAACAUUAAAGAUAGACACACAAGGGUGGUGUAAAGUUGGAAAUGUAAAUGCUUUGUAAGUAUAUUUCAUCAAAACAUGUUUGAACGAACUUCGGUGAAUCACGUCAUGGAGACAGGCUAGAUUGGUCAGGUCAUUCUGUCUUUGGUUGAACAUAUGUGAUCACUUUAAAGCAUCAAUGGCAACAAACAGCAUGCUUUCAACACUGGCAAAAUAAAGUUUAAGCUGUAGCAGUGAAAUAUAAUGGGGCCUAGUACUGUAUAUAGGGACCUAAAUCAGUAUGGCCUCUAAAGUUCAGCUGUGACCAUGUUCUGCUGUAACAAGUAGUGGAAGGAAAAUAAAAGUGCACGGUUUAAUGGUACACACGUUAAAAAGUUGACAAGUAUUCAAAUGUCCGCUAUGUUUUUGUAAAAUCACAUUAGAGGGUAUCUGAAUUACAAUCCAAAUCUUUGGACAAAAUGAGGCUUUUUUCCCCCUUCUCCUUAAUUCUGGUUGAGUUGUUUAAAAUCAUUUGUUGACUUGUGAUAUUUUUUUUCUUAACUAGGAAUCUUUUUCAUGACAGUUCUGUCAAAUGAAAUGCACUAAAAUGUACAUUGGGUUGAACAUUUGGGUGGAUCUCUACCCUUUCUGGCUUUAGGAUUCAUGCAGACUUGAAUAUUUGUCUUGACAGAUCUUCCCCUUUUUAUAUUAGCAGCGCAUACAGUUCCCCACAAUAAAUACUGGACUAUAAUAUAUGAUUUAUGUUUUUAUUAAUAUUGAGAUUUGGUGACAUCUUCCCCAAAAUGGCAGUACCUUUUUUUUUUGUUUUGUUUUAUUUACAGACAUCGUUGUCAAGAGUUCGUAAGUAGCUCUGACGUUUUCACAUCAUGCUGGGAUUUAUUUUACGAUUAUGAAAAAAAAGUUUGAAGAAGUUGACUAUAGGCAAAUAAACUUUUAAUUAAGGUUUUCUCUUAAGUGUCCUGUUUUUGUUUGUCAAUUAUUGAAAUGGCCAAAUCUUGAAAAUGAAUGUCAUCUGCCAUGGCAGCCACUGUUUGGAACCAUUAAAAUUCAUAGCUUGUUUGGGUAGAUUUUUUUGGUAUAGUUAAGGAACGGACUUAUUUUCAAGAUGUUUAUUGAAAAAUAAAUGACGUGACCAGAAUUGCAGUAAAAACUGGAAAACAUUUACUUUCAAAUAAAAAGAAAAAUAUUUCCUGCU
Spea bombifrons (plains spadefoot toad) is the source of this 4560-nucleotide messenger RNA. It is a transcript of the gene STT3B, whose product is annotated as STT3 oligosaccharyltransferase complex catalytic subunit B. Gene Ontology annotation, biological process: post-translational protein modification. Gene Ontology annotation, molecular function: dolichyl-diphosphooligosaccharide-protein glycotransferase activity. The transcript is spliced from 16 exons. Gene Ontology annotation, cellular component: membrane. Bases 371 to 2842 code for a protein of 823 amino acids. Lineage: Eukaryota; Metazoa; Chordata; Amphibia; Anura; Pelobatidae. The record is from RefSeq and is a predicted model, not a curated record.